GUCAUGGAGGUUUUGCUCAAAGACACCAAAGGUGUGUCACCCGAGACCAUCAUCUCCAUCAGAGCAGGCUCCACACGUCGCCAGGUGCCAGUGUCUCUGGCAGACAAGCCAUUUAAGUUCCCAUGUCAGCUGUCGGAGUGUGGGGCCAUCAAGGUCGACUUCAUGACUGUCACGGCAUCGGCACGGGCCAUUCUCCGACCCGAAGGCGAGCAGGAUGUCCAACUGAAAAUGGUCAAGAAAAGCUCUUCUGAGGAGGCUGUGCCUGCUGAAGAGGCAGAGGUCUCCUUGCUGGUGCGAAGCUCAUCAGGAGAGGGGGCUUCAACAGCAGUGUCUGCGGAGGAACGUGCUGCAAAGAAGCGGGGUUUGGCAAGUGCAACAGAGGAGUAUCUUUCAAAGCAUGGGGUGCUCACCUUCAUUCAGGGUGUGCUGCAAGGUGUCAUCCGAGACAGGCCCGAAGAUCCCUACAAGUACGUUGCAGAUCAGUUUGCCUCGGCCUCCGUCUCGAAGGCUCCGACUCCGACCUUGGAGGAGAUGCGACAGACAGCCCAAGAUGCGCUUCUACAGGGGGCGAAAUCCGGCAAGCUGCUGGAGGUCCUUCGCGAGAGCACUCCCAAAGCCUCCAGCCCGAAGGCAGAUGGAGCAGAGGUGGAGGCUUCUGUUGAGGAGCUGCGGCAGCUAGCCAGGGAUGCCUUAUUGAGAGGUGCGCAGUCGGGCAAACUCUUUGAUGUGCUGGCUGAGAGCAGCGCCAAGAAAGAGCAAGCAAACAAGAAAGAAGACGCAGAUCUAGACAGGUUGCGGCUUCAGGCGCGUGACUUGCUGUUGGAAGGCGCUCAGAGCGGAAAGUUAUGGGAGGUCUUGCAAGGCACGGCUCUACAGGAGUCAGCCGAGUCAUCAGACGACGUGGACAA
Messenger RNA from Symbiodinium necroappetens, 908 nucleotides. Lineage: Eukaryota; Dinophyceae; Suessiales; Symbiodiniaceae. The record is from the annotation of a GenBank genome assembly.